Blepharisma stoltei is the source of this 327-nucleotide messenger RNA. NCBI's taxonomy places the organism in Eukaryota, Ciliophora, Heterotrichea, Heterotrichida, Blepharismidae. The record is from the annotation of a GenBank genome assembly.
AUGUCAAAGCAAUAUGAUGAGACAGGAUUCUCAGCUCCUAUUGGUCCAGAUUCUACCUGCUCUGAGCUUGUUGGAUUUUUAAAGCCUGUUAUAGAAGAAAGCGUUGGGAAAAGCUAUCGUUGGAUGAAGUGCGCUGAAUAUAGAAAGCAAGAUAUUUAUGGAACCAAUUACAAGAUUAAGGUCAGAACAGCAGAUGAUGAGUACAUGCAUUUGCACGUUUAUAAGCCUCCAAACCGUCCAGCUCAGCUUAAUUACUUGGAGAGAAAUAGAACAAGAGAAGAAUCUUUAGGUCUUCCAUUUGAUCUUACAAGCAUCAGGAAUUUCUAA